This is a messenger RNA of Chelonus insularis, 2498 nucleotides long. It is a transcript of the gene Vps51, whose product is annotated as vacuolar protein sorting 51. Gene Ontology annotation, cellular component: GARP complex; EARP complex; membrane. The transcript has 7 exons. The record is from RefSeq and is a predicted model, not a curated record. NCBI's taxonomy places the organism in Eukaryota, Metazoa, Arthropoda, Insecta, Hymenoptera, Braconidae. Gene Ontology annotation, biological process: endocytic recycling; Golgi organization; lysosomal transport. The coding region runs from base 89 to 2296 and encodes 735 amino acids.
AUCCAGCUGGCAAUUCUAUCAUCAUUCCAAAGUGUCAUAAUAGACUUGAGAUUUCAUAAAGAUUUUCCGAGAAUAUACAAAUAUAAAAAUGACUGAAAAUACAGGCAAUCCAUUUGAUAUAAACGGACCACACUUUGAUGCAGAUUUGUAUUUACAAAAAUUGACAAAGGAAUGUCGAUUAAAACAAAUUAUGGACCAUGAAGAGGAGAUAAGACGAAAUACACAAGUAUUACAUUCAGAAAUGCAAACUCUAGUCUAUGAAAAUUAUAAUAAAUUUAUAGCUGCCACUGAUACGAUUAGAAAGAUGAAAAGUGAUUUUAAAGGAAUGGAAGACAGCAUGGAUUUACUAGAAAAAAAUAUGGAUAGUAUUACUUCUUUUUCUGAUCAAAUUUCAUCAACCUUACAAGGGACAAGACAACAGAUAUCAAGACUAUCUUCAGUUCAUGCUCUCUUGAAACGGCUACAGUUUCUUUUUAAGCUUCCUAGUAAUUUAAAAGACAAGAUGAAUGAAGGAAAUUAUUCUCAAGCUGUUCAAGACUAUAUUAGAGCUCAAAGAGUACUGAAUCAGUAUGGUAACAUGCCUUCUUUCCACGGUAUACAAAAAGAUUGUGAAGAAAUAGUUGAAGAAUUGAAAUCACAAUUAAGAAAACAAUUUCAUCGAAGAGAUGCUACUACCAAAUCAUUAACAGAAAGUGUUGAUCUAUUAUUAAGACUCAAGGAACCGGCAGCGUCAUUGUGUGAAGAAUUUUUAAAUCAUGCUGAUAAUCGUCUUUCUGAAGAACUAGAUACCUUAAAGGAUAUGUGUGAGAAUGAUGUUAUAGAAUUUGUAGAUGCAGGAAGCUCAGGGUUUUUGGGAGAUUUAUGUUUAAUUGUCGCAUCUUACAGCGAUAUGUUUAUCAACAGACCUCGCUCGGAUGAUGAAGAUUUAAUUGAAGAUGUUGAUGCAAAUGUUAUGACACGACUUGAUAAAUUUAUCCUAAAUAAUAUGAAUAAAUACUUCGAAUUAACAAAAAAGCGAAUGGAAGACGUAUCUGAUACUGCUAUUCUCGUUCGGGCACUGGAUAAAUUUUAUCGCAGACUUCAAGCUAUGAAUAUUCUGUGUAAUGGAGCCGACUUUGCGAGUGUUGGAACUGAGAUAGUUAUAAAUGCUGGAAGGAAACAGUGUCGUAAUCAUUUAAAUUCCUUAAAACAACAUCUAAAUGAAACUCUAGCAAAAGUAAGACAAACAUUAGCUACUAAAGUAUCAUCAGAGAGUGAUGGAGGAUUGCCAGAACUUCAAGCUCUUUUAAUAAUGCCUACAAUUGAAAAAGUCAAAGGCAUUCUUCAAGACUUAUCUGUAUUUUUAGAGCCAGAUUUAUCAUUCAGUUUAAAACCACAAUUUUUGGAGACAUUUUGUGUUGAUGAAGUGCGAGAAGGUUUAAUUAUUGGAUUCUUACAUCACUUAACAGCAGUUGCAGCUGGAUUUUGUACACGUUCUGAUGUUCCGAAAUAUCCUCCAACUUUACUAUUAUUAUUAAGCAAAAUGUGCAUUGAAUUCAAAGAUACUAGUAUUCACUAUUUACUUUCUACCACUGACGAUACAUUUAAUGUUCAUGAAUAUGCGAGUUCGGUUAAUGCUCUUACAUCUGAGCAAGACAUUUGCAAUGAAUUUCAAAGAGCUGGCCAAGAUCUUUUGAAUCAUUAUGUUCGUUUGCAAGGAUUGUCUAUAUCACAGAUGUUAAGAAAGUCUGUUGAAACUAGAGAUUGGUUGCAUACCAUUGAACCUAGGACUGUCAGAGCUGUUAUGAAGCGAGUAGUUGAAGAUAUUACAGCAAUUGAUGCUCAAGUUUCUGUACUUUAUGUUGAUUCGGAUGGGCAAGUUGAUAGAAGCAGUGAUAGUAGUCGAAGAACUCAUAGCAUCAGCGUAUCAAGACACCAAUACCGUUCUAACUGGUCUUCGUACACUCCCAGCCAGCUUGAUUCAUCACUUGUCAGUAAUAUUAAUAAGCUUUUCUCCGAAAGGAUUGAAAUAUUUGCUCCAGUAGAAUUUAAUAAGGCUUCUAUUCUAACGGGCAUCAUCAAAAUAAGUCUGAAGACUUUCCUCGAGUGUGUGAGACUUCGAACUUUUAGCAAAUACGGUCUCCAACAAAUUCAAGUGGACACACACUACCUUCAACUCUAUCUCUGGAGAUUUGUUGCUGAUGAAAACCUUGUACAUUUUUUACUGGAUGAAAUUCUGGGGAGCGCAGUUCAUCGAUGUAUUGAACCUGUUCUAAUGGAGCCUAGUGUUGUGGACAUUAUUUGUGAAAGAGGAUAAAUUAAUUAAUUUAAGAUCAAAUAUUUAUUAUAUGUACUAAAAUAAAAUAUUAUUAAAUUAUUAAAGAUUAAUAUCAAUGAAAUAGACUCAAGAGAUCUCUAAUCUAUUUAUAGCUCUUGAAUUAAAUUCAAUGUAUAAUAAUUAAUUAAUUACCACUUGAUCAUUUUUGUAAAGAAAAUUGAAUAAAUUUCAAUGAAUUAAU